Symbiodinium natans is the source of this 4365-nucleotide messenger RNA. The record is from the annotation of a GenBank genome assembly. Lineage: Eukaryota; Dinophyceae; Suessiales; Symbiodiniaceae.
AUGCCGUGGAUUGCGUGGCUGGACACGUGGGAGGCAAACGAAAUCAAAGCAUGCAAACAAGCAUUGAAGGCGGAAGCCUACGCUGAUGCCGAGUACUCCAAGCUUGAGAGACUUUCUCACAAUGUUCAGAGUGAGUAUGCCAUUCACAAUGCGAGGCUAUCCGAACAGCCGGAAGGCAACCCUGGUCCUAGCGGGCCACCGCCCGGUCUCCCACAGGUGCAUCGCCUCGACACACCGCCUGGCCAAGGCAAAGGCAAGCCAGGUGGUUCAAAUGACAAAGAUGCCGACAAAGCCGAGUCAUCGGAUAAGGUGGACACCUUCAAAGAAACAGAGGCCAACGCCGGACGCCCAGUUAGAGGAAGGCAGAUUCUCUUCAGGAUUCACAACUACUUUGCGACGAACGCUCAGCAUGGGGCGGUGUAUGACAUGGAAGAUUUGCUUUCAGUCACGUUACUCAAUGAGAAUCUUCUCACCUUCAUGCGAAAUUGGGAUACGGUGUUGUCGGGGAUUCCCAAAACCCCUGAAGCAUCAUUCCUCGAACCACUAUUUCACAGACAGGUCAAGAAGGUCAAGGCUCUCUCGCAUGACAUCAACAUCUACGAAAGAGCUCUUGAAGGUUCCAAAGAACGGUCCUACAGUUUCCUGUAUGAUGCUGCAAAUGCGCACCUCAACAGGAAGCGCCUUGAACGCAACCGGGAACGGAUGGCUCGACAGACGGGUGACCAAUGUAAGUACAAGCACCAGACUCCGGCCAAGGGACGCGGCCGCUCCGCCACGCCGGCUGGCUCACGAGCAAGCUCUGCAAGCCCCGGUGGUAAGCCUAAGAUCUGCAAGUUCUACAAGCAAGGUGUCCUCGAAGACGACGAGACCGUGAAGAUGAAGGAGCAGGCAAAGAAGGCCCAGGAGGAGAAAGAGGCCCAGGAGAAGGCAGCACAGGAAAGGAAAGCACAAGAGGAGAAAGAAGCACAAGAAAGGAAGGCCCAAGAGGAGAAGGAAGCACAAGAGAGGAAAGCACAAGAGGAGAAGGAAGCACAGGAAAGGAAAGCACAGGAGGAGAAGGAAGCACAGGAGAAGGAAGAUGAAAGGAAUUCCAAGGGAAGUCAAGGCUCCAAGAACUCGAAGGGCUCAGGCAGAAAGAAGCCUUCAGGCGGUAUCCCUGCUGCUGUAUGUCUCCUCAGUGCUCUUGUUGCUGGUUCGGCCACCCAAGCCGAUGCUUUCUCCCUCCGGAAGGAGUGGACGGACCAGAUCACCAAUUGCACGUAUCCCUAUAGUCUGGCGCUACCAGCGGUAAAUUUCAGCUCUGAAGUCGAUUACAUUAACAUUCCUGUUGGUGAUACCAACGCGAGGUUCACUCCAAUAUCGCCCACCAACCGUAAGCAUCGAGGAGAAAAGCCUUUGGAUUUUGUCCCAGAAACCAGAGCAGACUCCAUCCGAGAGGCCCAGAUGUCAGCGAAGAUGCUGAAAGCUUCCAUCUCUACCAAGGACGAUGUUCCGGCCUGCCGCUGGGAGUGUGAUUCGGAGAUUGGAUGUAAUCACUGUAUCCCAAAGGGUCUUAGAAUGUCGUGCCCUGCUAAGACUAAAGGGUCCUCCAAGAUGCUUAACCUUGAAUGGAUUGGCGACACCGGGAGUGCACAAGACCUAAUCGCUGAGAGGGAUCUCCAGCAUUUGAAGGCUUAUGAGUCUGAACAGCCAAUCAACAUCAUGACCGCGAACGGUCCCAGCUCCGCUGACAAGCAAUGUGAUGUCGACGUUCCGUCGAUUGCCAUUUCUGCCAAGCCUUAUGUGCUGCCCGACACUCCUUCAGUCCUCUCCAUAGGACAGCGUUGCAUGGAGCAAGGUUUCGAUUUCAUUUGGAGAGCCUGUACUCGCCCUUACUUGAAAACUCCUGAGGGUGAAAGAGUUUUCCUUGACGUUCGAGAUAACGUGCCUUUCCUCAAAUCGUGGAAGGAGGGCACUGCCUGCCCUGCGCGUGAAUCUAAGUCCGAUGAGAUUCAGUCGGUUGCCAGAGGUGAAAUGCCUGAUCGCAGCUCUGAAGAGAUUGCUUUGCAGCUUCUGGAGAAGCACGACUUCUCGGUCCAUAAGGAUGUGAACAAUCACAAAGACCAUCUCAACGUUACGAUUGCCGUGGGAGAGUUUUCCAAUGGUCAGUUUACCAACUUGAUAACCAGGUCCGAAGGUGCGGCACGGGUGCGAGCCAUUCUAGAUGGUUCUCGCCCUGCUCCGCCCUCUGACGAGGUGCGUGCUGAACCGGACAUUGGUCCUCCUGCCCCGGCAGCGGCCGAUGCCCCCGAUGGGGAAGAUUCGCGCCUUGCACUUGUGGUUAAGGAUGUUGCCACUUGUUUCAUGUAUGCAUACCCUGCUGCAUUGAAGUCGGAAGACGAAUGCCUCGUGGCGCUCCAGCACUUCGCAUCCGCGAAGGACAAUGUGGAGACUUUCUACAGCGAUAAGUCUAGGGAACUUGAGGCUGCGGCCAAAACGCUCGGCUGGCGCCAUGAGCUCUCUAAGGCUUAUAUCCAUCAGUCCAACGCUGUUGCUGAGCGUGCUGUGCGAGCCACCACUGAGGGCACUCGCACCAAUCUCAUUCAAGCUGGCAUUUCGCAUGUGUACUGGCCGUUUGCCCUUGAGCAUGCAUGCACUGCCUACAACAUCAGCAAUCCGGGGGGCAAAGAGUUUACCCCUUGGUUCAAGCGUUUUGGUGUUGCAUUUCCUGAAGAACCCCUUCCUUUCGGUUGUAGGAUCGACGUUUGGGUUGGUCCGAAAGCCCAGCGCAAGGGUAGAGACAGAUUCGAGCCUACCAGUGAGCCUGCGAUUUUUAUGGGAUACAAGUUCCAGCCUGGUAUGAAAUGGCGCAAGGAGGUCUUUGCAAUUCAUCUCAAGCAGCUGAACAAGCAUGAUUUCCACGAGUGCCUGAAGCCAGUUAUUGCAUCGCAGUACAAGCUCACUGAUGGUAAGAUUGUUUUUCCCAUGCGUGAGAGGUAUGAAAGGGUUCAAGCAGGUCUCGCAUCAGAUGCUACUGAAGGACCUGUCAGUCAAUCGCUCACCAAUCAGGACGCUGAAGCUGCCGAUGAGCAACCGCCUGCACCCGCAGACCGAGAGGUCGAGCCGCCCAAGAAGGUACUUGAUCCUAAGACGGGGAAAGAAAUUGAUCUCCCUGAAGGGGGUCGGUACUAUGAUUCGGGGGGUACUCUUGGUAGAAAGUAUGGAGGCACCAGAGGUUCUAAGAAGCCCGAAUCCAUUCCCUCAUACCUUUGGGUCAACAUGUCCAAGAAACAGAAGGAGAAGGCCAUUGUUGAUGAGGCACGCGAACAAGCAUUGCGUGAUAUGGAGACUCCUACCGAGGGUUCAGCCGGUAGCUCCUCUGCCGCCGCCGCAGCACCUGCUGCGAGCAAGGACCACUGGGAGGUCCGACUGAACGAAUGUAAGCUAAUACGCUAUCAUUAUGUUCCCAGAAGAGAAAUGUUCUCACCGGAUAUCACAGAUUGUCCGAUUGAACUAUCGCGCAUCUCUAAGCAACGGAGUACAACUAUCAUUCCCGUAGGUGGUGUUGAUGUCAUCCAUGAGGACGAUGAUUGGAAGAACGUUAGGAAGCGGAACAAAAAGACCAGUUUCAAGUGGAUCGGCAAGACUGAGUUCAUUCUGGACAGAAUCCACAGUCCCGCUCCUGAAGGAGAUGGUAAGGAUGCAUUCCCUGCCAUGCCUACUGUACCUCAUGAGCCCGAGCAUCGUGAAAAGAUUUCCAGCAACCUUCCUGUCUCAGAGGACGAGGUACGAGAGCUUUUUGCUCUUGUCGCAAGGCCUGUUGGUCGCAGAGAAAUCCUCGAGGACCCGAAGGCCCAGGCUGCCCUUGAUGUUGAAUGGAACAAAUUAAUGGUUAAGAAAGCCUGGGAUAUGGGAUCUGUUCGAGAAUGGAAAGACGUCAGUGAUGAAGCCAUCAAAAAGGGGAAAAAGGUUCAUGUUGGAAAAGUUUUUGAGAUCUGCGUAGAAAAGGGAAGUGAGCUUCCCAAAGGCGACCCACAACGAAAAUUCAAGGGUCGAACUGUGUUCCAAGGGAACAACGUCAAAGAUGAGAAUAGUGAUCAGGCUCUUUUCAGUGAGCUCGGAUCCAGUCCCGCCACGAUGGAGGCUGGGAAGGCACUUGACGCCUAUGGGCACGCUCCGGGCAACGACUGUCAGCAGGCCGACGGCAAACAAGCAUACACCCAAACCACGCUCAAGGGAAAGGAAACGUGGGUCAGGCUGCCGCCUGAUCGAUGGCCUCCAGCGUGGAAGGGAAAGUACAAAGAUCCUGUCGUGCGGCUGACGCUGGCACUCUACGGUCAUCCUGAUAGCGGGGGUUUUUGGGAGUUACACUGUGAAAGAUGUUAG